AAGACUAAUUGCUGUUUGUUGGUGCUGGUGCAGACCAGCUUCAAAACAGUUGUCUAAUCUGUAGAGAUGCAUUUGUCGAUAAUUAUAUGGCUUAUGUAAUCCGCCGAAAUGUUAUGUCGUAAUAUUUUACCUUUUGUUGUAUCUGAUGUAGAACGACACCGCUAAUUGUACCGUUUUGCCGCUAGAUCAAUAGGAUAUACUGCUAUGGCAAACAGAAAACAAGUGUUUCAGUCAAAAGUCCUUAAGAAGCUCUAUCCUGUCUCUUCCACAUUGAGGAAAGAACAAAGUCCACCUCUUUCUGCAGAGGCUAAUGCCAAAACAUCAAGUGUAAACAGAAAAGCAUGUGAACAGGACACUGUGGGAGAUGCAGGAAAGAGUCAAAAUGCAGCCAGUGCACGCCCUCGGAUGUACACAGUUCUACCUCCUCCUCCGGACUAUCAUAUAAAUCUGGAUAAAUCUGUUUCACUUCCCCAGCUUAAAAGCAUAAAUAGUGAUGAGGAUCCAGUUGGUGAAAGCGUCCACUGUAGCAAUGAUGAAGCGGAUGAACAAAAUGAACAGAGGAGAAGGAGGAGGAGGAAGAGGAAGAAAACUUCUAUUCAGGACAAUGGGAAAGAUGAGACGCCAUCGAAUGAGUCCAGCGUCGGUCAGAGUCAGGUACCUGGAGCUGAGGGGGAAUGCAUGAGCAAGAAUAAGAAGAGAAAACAGAAGAAGAAAAGGCACAAAGAGAAGCUGAAGGCCAUGGGUCUGAUGCGCAGGGCUGCUCCUCUGGACUUCACGUACAAUAAAGAUAAAGAGGAGGAGGACGAGGAAGAUAACGAGAGCAGAGCUGCCGAGUUAUCCGACUUCCUGAGAACAACAAAGGAAAUCUACAUGUCGGACUCCUCGCUGCCUGCAGGUCGGAGCCCUCACCUGUCCGCUGCAGUGGAUGCUCUUCUACUCAGCAUAGAGAGUGGAAACCAUCCCGACUGUGCCCUGAAGCAGCUCUACUGUCUCAAGGCCUUUGUUCAACAUAAAGACACAAACAGUCUAGAAAAGGCACUGGUGGAGCUCAGCGACAGCCCCUCCAUGUCCACAGAAGAAACGACUGCAGUUGUUUCGCUUUUCAAAUACUGGAUCACGGACAUUCUUCCUUUGCAAAGAAUUCAGGAGACAAGACGCUCUACUGCAUCCCUUUAGAAGUGUCAGUCAAGGAGAUGCUACUGAAGGACCGUUUCUGCUAGCUCUGAAA
Messenger RNA from Nematolebias whitei (Rio pearlfish), 1228 nucleotides. RefSeq names its product glutamate-rich protein 1. The coding region runs from base 205 to 1176 and encodes 323 amino acids. NCBI's taxonomy places the organism in Eukaryota, Metazoa, Chordata, Actinopteri, Cyprinodontiformes, Rivulidae. The record is from RefSeq and is a predicted model, not a curated record. The transcript is spliced from 7 exons.